AUGGCUGAAAGUACGAUAGAGGAUACAUACCGCGGCCCUCGCCAUCAAGGCGAGUACGAUCGCUUACGUAUCCAGCAUGAGCUUGCCAAGACUGCAAUGCAAGGAAAGCUGCUAUAUUCCCCAGUAGAUUUGACACAACCCAAUCUCCGCGUCCUGGACUCAGCAACGGGCGAGGGAACCUGGCUCAUUGAUCUUGCUCAAUCUGUACCAGCUUCGGCAAGUUUGUUCGGCACUGAUAUAGCCCCUCAACAUUUUAUGGCCCAAGACCAACGACCCUCCAACGUGCACCUCUCUCAUCAUUCGAUCUUUGAACCCUGGCCGGCUGAAUACCAGGACAGUUUUGAUGUGGUCCAUCAACGCUUUGUCUUAACAGUGGGUUCUGAUGAGGCUGCUCAGGAAGCUGUGAAACACCUUUUUGCUUGCGCAAAGCCGGGUGGUUUCAUUGAGCUUCACGAGGGGGACAUGUUGUCAAUCCAGGAGGGGCCAGACCACGUGGCAUUCAUGAAGUUCCGCGAUAUUAUGGUCAACGCAUGGAAAGCUAUUGGCCAUCAGCCAAAUCCGGGGUCAUUUCUAGCGCAGUGGUUGAAGGGAGCCGGUGCAAUAGAUAUCCAACAGGAUCGCCAAACCAUCAAGGUAGGAGCCGCAGCCGAUGAUAAAGAGCAAGGGGAGAGAGCGUUGGCCGUACUGCUUCAUCUUUUAGACGGAAUGAAGAAGAUGUUGAGUGAUAAACCAGGGCAGCCAACAAGUAGCGAGUUUGAUGAUCUUCGGCGUGAGCUAGAGCAUGAACUCCGCACUGUCGGUAACGUGUACUAUUAUCACCUUGCGUGGGCAAAGAAGGCCACUGUUGGUUGA
Molecule: messenger RNA, 852 nt
Organism: Trichoderma virens Gv29-8
Lineage: Eukaryota; Fungi; Ascomycota; Sordariomycetes; Hypocreales; Hypocreaceae
Exons: 2
Coding region: 1-852 (283 amino acids)
Source: RefSeq, a predicted model, not a curated record